Messenger RNA from Insectozyma verbasci, 2238 nucleotides. The record is from the annotation of a GenBank genome assembly. NCBI's taxonomy places the organism in Eukaryota, Fungi, Ascomycota, Pichiomycetes, Serinales, Debaryomycetaceae.
AUGCCUAAGAAAGGUAGAACCUUUGAUGGAUGUUGGACAUGUCGAAGUAGAAAAGUUAAAUGUGAUUUAACAAAACCGUAUUGUCAAAGAUGUACAAAACUGAAACGAAAAUGUAAAGGAUAUGAUAUAAAAUUGAGGUGGUCAAAUCCAUUAUCAAUCUCCAAAAUUGAUUCAUCAAUGGUUUAUUUAAAUUCAGAGGAUUCUGAUCUUGAUUCAUCUUCAUUCCAAAGACGAAAUAUUGAAUUAGUGAAAUUUCCAAAGUCCAUGUCAUUUGAAACGUAUGCUAAAUUGAAUGAGAUAUUGGAAAAGUUGGAUAAUUUUGGCACUUUAGAUAAAAAUUUCAAAAUUGGACCAUUCAGAUGCUUCAAAAUGGGAAUAAGAAGGACUGCGCAAGAAAAUGAAGGAGCGACGCAAAAAGAAGAAGAAGAAGAAAUAGAGGUUGAAGGAGAUGCUGAAGUCGAAGUUGAUAAUUCUCAUGUUCAUUAUAAUUUAAUUAAUUUUUCAAAAUUGACUGUAUUGGGUAUAAAAGGUAUCAAUUAUAAAUUCAAUGAUCAAAAUAUGCUACAUAUCUUAUAUCCUAAAUUUUUUCCUAAUAUAGAUUCGGAUGAUGAUUGGGUGCCGAAGAAUGCAAGUAAUAAAUUGUUCAAGAUAGAUGAGAAUGGGAACCUACUACUAUAUUCAGUUUUUCAUAACUUAGUUUCACUGGUUGAUUCAGGUUGGUUCUCAUUUAAUAGAUUUCAUUUCAAGAAUAAUUACAUUGAUUUAUUGAUAAUACCUUACAUAAAACAAUUACUUGGAGAAUUAGUUUGUUUUGAUCUCACUAGGCAUAUAGAAGCAGAAACAGAUAUAACUAAUUUUAAUUCGGUAAUAAAAAGUAUCAAAUUGGUGAUUGUAUAUUUAAUUCUUGGUAUAUCUUCAUUCAAGAAAUCUAGAAGGAUAGAUGAAAAUUUUGAGUACUUAAAUGAUGAGUAUUUAAAAAUAAGUGUAGAGAUGAGGAAAAGUAGUAUCCGGAUUUUAAAUGUUCAUUUAGAUGAAUCAGAUACUAUAUUUGAAUUACAAAAGGACCAAGAAUAUGACCAAGAAUAUGAUACAUUAAUUCUUCUAUCCAUCAUACUUCAAAUUGAAUUAGACUGUUUAUUUUCCAUUUUUGAAAAUUUGGAUUUAUUGUAUGCGAUUGGAGAUUUCAUAAUUCUUAAUAAGUUUAACAGUCGAAGAGUAUCAAAUUUGAACAAAUAUCUUAUCAACAUUUUCAAAAUUAAGAGUAUUUUCUAUGAAUCUACUAAAUCGAUAAGCAAGUUCAAUUAUCAAAUUAGCGAAAUUGAUGAAGAAGUGAAUUACAGUGAUUUAAAAGAUACAUAUAAUCUUAUUAAUGAUCUAUCAGAAGAUGAGGAGAAUGAAUCAUUAACCAGUGAUGAUGAAGAAGAAGAUCAAAUCGAAAAAUUUAAACCAACUAUACAAAAUCUAAUCUCUAAAGAGAAAAUGUAUUCUCCAUUACAAUUUACUAUUAGUUUUGGUAAACAAUCAAGUAUAUCAGCAUUUGAAAGAUUGGAAAAACAGCAUCAAGGACAUGAUCAACCACCAAGAGCACAAUUUAAUGCAUCCAAUGUACAUUUUUCAUCAGCAUUCAUUGAAAAUAAUUUAAUGUAUUUAACUUAUGGAAUACUGAAAUCUUUAAUUGAUAUAUUUCAUCAAAUUAUUCAUCUAACAAAUCAUAAAAAUAUAUUCAGUCAGAAGAAAGUGUUCCCAAGAAAUUUUCCAAAAAUUUGUGCUGAAAUUGAAGAUAAGUUGAUUAAUUGGAAAAUACCAUGGAUUUUAAAUGAGUCUAAUCCAAUUCAUCAAAUUUUAAAAUAUUCAUUAACUGCAUUUCAAAAGGCUCAAAUUGUAUAUUUCAAUAAACUACUAAAGAAGAAUUUUGACAUUAAGGGAAUACAAAAAGUUAUAAUUGGAUGUUUAGAUGAUGUUGAAAAAUCAUUGCAGAUUGCAAAUCUGAUAAAGUUUGAAUACAAGCCUAAUUUUUGGAUAUUGUUAAUCUGUGGUUCAUCCGUGAUUGAUAAAGAUUUACAAGAGAAGAUUAGAUUGAUUUGGCAAAAUGAUUUAUUCAAACGACAAAGUAAUUAUUGGAGAGGUAAACAAAUUCUUUAUGAAAUUUGGAAUAGACGAGCUUUAGGUGAGGAUGAAAACAAUUUAGGGUUUAUGAAUUUAAUCAGAGAAUGGGAUAUUGUAUUGAGUUUAGGUUAG